Cygnus olor (mute swan) is the source of this 3906-nucleotide messenger RNA. RefSeq names its product aminocarboxymuconate semialdehyde decarboxylase (gene ACMSD). Gene Ontology annotation, biological process: secondary metabolic process. Gene Ontology annotation, molecular function: carboxy-lyase activity; hydrolase activity. NCBI's taxonomy places the organism in Eukaryota, Metazoa, Chordata, Aves, Anseriformes, Anatidae. The record is from RefSeq and is a predicted model, not a curated record. Gene Ontology annotation, cellular component: cytoplasm; cytosol. The transcript is spliced from 14 exons. Bases 1447 to 2439 code for a protein of 330 amino acids.
GGCAGGUGGGAGAGCGGUGCCGCCUCCCGGCGCUGCCCUUCCCUUCCCCUCCCCUCCCCGGGGAGCGCCUUCGGCGGCGGCAGCAGCGCCCGGCUGCGGGGACGGGACCGGGGAUGGGACCGGGACCGGAGGGCAGCUCUGCCCCGUGCGGAGCGGCCUGUGAGGGGCCGCCGUCCCGCCGCGGUGCUGGGGAGGGGAGAGGUGGCGGCGCUCCCUCCCCUCAGGGCCGCCGGGGCUGGCUGAGGCUGAGGGAAGGGCUAUGGGGAGCCGCUGGAAGCGGCCGCCCUGAGGGGCUGCCCGCCCUCCAGAGCCCACAGGGACCUCGGGCUUGAGGUGCUUGGCCGAGGAAGCGGGAGCCCUGUCAGGCGCCCCUCGCCAUGGUGGGCUCUGCCUUCCCCCUGCGGGGUUUGGGGUGUUUUUAGAGGGGGGAGCCCCCCGUGGCCCCCCCAGGGUGAGGGGCAAGCGCUGCCCCCCGCUCCCGAGGUGCUGGUCCAGCAGGGGAGGAAGGCCCCAUCUGCCCCUCCUGCCAAAUUUUCUGGUGAAUUUGCUCUCUCUCCAUCUGCUAUUGCCAUUUUUCAGGACCGCACACACCCCUCUCAGACCCCGCAGAGGUGAAAUUUGGUCAUGUUUACAGCUAUUUUUUAAUAUUAGGCUAAAAUCUGUCCCAAAACAUACAGCGGUGUCAUGGGGGUGCAUGGGAUUAGAGCUGGAGACUUGCUGGUGUCCAUGGACAUGCACAGUUCACUCACUUGGCCUUCCUAGGGCCACAGAAAAGCACAGGGAAAAAAAAUAAAAACCUUAGGAGAACAGAAGUGGGAAAAAAAUAGAAAAUUUUACUGAUAGAUCUGUGCCAGAGCUGUUAGCUUCUUCCUCUCUGCUGGUUUCUAAUGACUAAAUAGAGAAGUGCAAAUAAGCAAAAGCAUUUUCCGUGCUAGCACAGGCUCCCAGUUGCGUGCUCACUGGCAUGCAGAUAAAUGUUGAAACUGCAUUGUGCUCUGACUUGCAUCUAGGAAAAUACCAGAAGACAAUUCGACAUUGCAGCCCAGGUCCUCAGUUGGGAGAUCUGUCCAUACCGGAUGGAUUCCAGCAGGAUUCCUUGCAUAAAUGGAAAAUAGACCAGUGACUCGUGUCGGACACUGCCUCCUUUCUUUCCACAGGAGACACAUCUGAAACAAAAACUUAGUACCAAUCCAAUUCCAAGUGGAUGGGCAGACAACCAUCCUGUAAAGGUCAUCGCUAUAGAUAAUCUUCACUGUUACUCCUCUAAGGCCAAGCUCUGAGACUGAUUUAUCCAAAUACUUCUAAAGGCAAAGCCUUCAAGCUAUGAAAGAGUGCAUAUAAUACUAUUCCCAGGGAAUACAGCUUGCAGUGACCUUGCUCAUGUUGCAGAAGCCAGGAUCUGCUGACAGAUACACUGCUGUAUGAUGGAGACUGUAGCGCAAGUGAAUGCUGCUGGUAGUGUCUGUCAUCUGCUGUCAUACCAAGAGAUAUGGAUAUGGUGGAUGGGUACAGCUGGAUCAUCACUGCAAGGGACAGGCAAGGAUGAUGAAGGAUGGAAAGGUUUUUAGAGUUAUUCAAGAGAACUGCUGGGAUCCAGAAGUACGGAUUAAGGAGAUGGACCUCUCAGGAGUCACUGUCCAAGUCCUUUCCACAGUCCCUGUAAUGUUCAGCUACUGGGCCAAACCUCAGGAUACUUUAGAUCUAUCCCAGAUAUUAAAUAAUGACUUAGCUGCUACAGUAAAAAAGUACCCCAAGAGGUUUAUUGGCUUGGGUACGUUACCUUUGCAAGCUCCAGACCUGGCUGUGAAGGAAAUGCAUCGGUGUGUGAAUGAACUUGGCUUUCCUGGAGUACAAAUAGGAUCUCAUGUCAACAAUUGGGACCUGAAUGCACCAGAACUGUAUGAUAUUUAUGCUGCUGCUGAACAAUUAAAUUGCUGUCUUUUUGUACAUCCCUGGGACAUGCAACUAGAUGGAAGGAUGUCCAAGUACUGGUUUCCGUGGCUGAUAGGCAUGCCAGCAGAAACAACCAUGGCAAUUUGCUCCAUGAUUAUGGGAGGAAUUUUUGAAAAAUUUCCUAAGCUGAAAGUUUGCUUUGCACAUGGAGGUGGAGCUUUUCCGUACACAGUGGGGCGAAUCUCCCAUGGAUUCAACAUGCGCCCUGAUUUGUGUGCAGUGGAUAAUAAGGUGGAUCCAAGAAAAUACCUUGGUUCAUUUUACACAGACUCUCUUGUCCAUGAUAGUGGUGCACUAAGGCUUCUAACAAGUGUAAUAGGAGAGGACAAAGUUAUUUUAGGGACAGAUUACCCUUUUCCACUGGGGGAACUGGAACCUGGAAAACUGAUUGACUCAAUGGAAGAUUUUGACCAUAAACUGAAGGAUAAACUCAAGGCUGGCAAUGCUCUGGAAUUUUUGGGUCUUAGCCGAAAACAGUUUGAAUGAUUAUGAAGAUAUUAAAAAGACCAAACUUCAGAUAAAACAUUGACUCCUUAGGAAUACUUCAACUUUGCAUGUGCAAUUGUACUGUGAAAAAUAAAUUUGACAAGUACAUUUCAGUCUACUGCUAUUUCCAAAGCAGGGGUACUGGAAAUGCAUACUCACUGAUAUUUCUGAGCAUUUGAGGAUUUAGGUUCUCUAAAAAAUUCUGAAAUCCCUACUUUCAUACAGAACGAAAGAUUUCAUCUUUUGCAGCCUUAAUAAGAAUCUCUGAAAGACAAUAAUGCCAUGUCAUUAGGAAUUGAUCCCCAGGAAGAAAGAACUGUGAAAAUGAUGACUUGUAUCUGUUGCAUUUCAGUCUAUGUCAUCUUUGAUGCCCAAUACACAGAAUUUGAAAGAUGUCUUUUGCCUUUAUCCACUGACUGAAACUGCAGCAUACAGCAUGUCAGCCCAGCACUUUGAGCAUGUGCGCUGACACUUUGUAGAUGUGGUAGGCAGAAAAAGAUCUAUGCAGGGAUGUGUGCUUUUUAGCUGCUGCCUAUGCCACUGGCAAUUAACUGAUCAGGAACAAUUGGAACAAAAUGACCGUAAGUGCAAAAAUGAUGUAUUUAUGUGGAUAAUACUUUAUGCAUCACUGUUAGUGUCAAAAUAAAUAAUACUGUUUAACAAUGGCAUGGUUUAAUGUUAUAUGCCUUAAAAACACUUCUAAUGGUAAGGUUGGAUAUUUUAACUGUUGAGCUGUUAAUGCUCUUUCUAGUUUCAGUGCUGCUGUAGGUGUGGAAAGACGGUUUGCUUUGUAGACUACUGAAGGGUAGACUCAAAUGGGUUUUCAUGAUGCCUCAGGAGGGCAUCCUCCUCCUGAGAAGCUUUUAUGCUAGUCAGAACAAUGCUGUUGUCCACUGAGACUCUCCAUCCUCAUGUGUUCAUUUGUUUGCUGCAUCAGGUGUCACCAUUUUUCUGUUUAGUCUCUAGACAUUCCAGGAAAAAUAAUAUUAGGCAGAUUUUUGUUUGCAGCUGUGUCUGUAACUGUCCUUGUAGCACAGAAUAAACCUGAAGGAUUCAGCAGUUCCUGCUGAUAACAGUCUCUGUUGGACUACUGAGAAGGCUUUGUCCUUCUUUAUAGAGUCAAAAAAAAAAUGUGCGUAGUUUAAUUAUAUGUUUGCCCAGUUUUUGCAUUUGGAUCUUUCCUUUAUUGCUUCUCCAAAUUUAUGCCAUUAAUGACUAAUGGACAUCAGAGGCAACUCAGUAGUAGUCAGCAGCUCAGAGGUUUGGGCCCUGUGAAUAUCAGGUUUUCAUAUAAGAGGAAAAAAAGAACCUAAAUAAAACAUCUUUAACGAUAUUAAUUGUCCUCAGGUUUGCAAGAUUUCUGUUGAUCUUUUCUUUUUAUUUAUUUAAAUAUUUACAUGCAGGUAUUGAGUUAACUGACUGUACGAUUUUUCAACCAGAUUGUUUUAAUUAAAUUUCAAAGUAGAG